GUAUCCCCAUAUUAUGGGUUAUUGAUUAACUUGGCAUUGAAAUUAUUGAAUUGAACAGAAGCUUCCUGCACUUGGAAUCUUAUCUUCAUCGAAUCAACACAAACAGCAAAAAUGAGCACUGAAUACGGUUGCCAGGUCACCAACAAGUUCGGUCUUCCAUCCGACGACGACGAUGAGUAUGACGACCCAAGAGAGCUCAUCCAAAAGGUGUCUCAAAUCGCCGCCAAGAAGAAGGAGGAAAAGUCUGUGAAGCCCGCCCAGCCGGUCAAGCCAGCCGCUGCUCCAGUUGCCGCCACCAAAACCGACGGUGCUGCUGGACGUGGACGCGGAGGACGUGGUCGCGGACGCGGGGGAGCCGGCCGUCCACGUGACGGAGAACGUGUCUCCAACGAGAACGGUGAUCGUCCACAAGGCGAGAACCGUCGUGGAGGACCCCGCAGAGGCGGUGAGCGCGGUGCUGCUCGUCCAGCUGGACGUGGAGGCCGCGGAGGAUUCACUCGCGAGAACAGAGAAGGAGAGGAGCCAAAGCAAGAGGUCUCUUUCGAAGACGGACAAGAUACCCGUGCCCCAAGACGUCGUGGAGGAUUCACCCUUGGAGGUGGACCAUCUGGCGGACGUGGAGGAGGCCGUGGUGGACGUGGGCGUCAAUUCGAUCGUCAAUCCGGAUCCGACCGUACCGGAGUUCGCUCAUUCGACAAGAAGGACGGACACGGAAAGGGCAACUGGGGAGACCAGAAGGACGAGUUGGCUGGAGAAACCGAGAACAUUGCUCCAGAGGGCGCUGAGAGCACCGAGCCAGAGGUUCCACGUGAGAAGACCGCUGAGGAGCUCGCCUACGAGGCUGAGUUGGCUGUUCUUGCCAAGCAAAAGACUCUUAAGGAGUUCAAGGCUGCGGCUAAGGCUGACGCUCCAAAGUUCAACACCAGAAAGGCCGGAGAGGGAGCCGCCGAUACUUUUGGCAAGCUCGUUCCAAUCAAGAAGGAGGUCAUCCCAGAUCGUGAGGAAGACGAGGUCGUCGUAAUCCACAAGGCUCCAAGAAAGCAAGUGCUCGACAUUUCGAUCACUUUCCGCAACGAUCGUCCAGAACGCGAGCGCAACGACCGUUCUGAGAGGCCGCAACGUGGAGGACCAAGAGGAGGUGGACGCGGUGGAGGCCGUGGAGGACAACGUCAAGGAGGUCAUGGAGGACGCAACAACACUCCAUUCAACGCUUCUGACGAUGCUUUCCCAGCUCUCGGUGCCAAGUAAUUCCCCCCCCCCCACUCAACGACCUUCAGCCAACCAACCAAUUCGCCCGCCCUCAUUCAAAUGCUCUGUUCUUCUCUCCAUCUUGUUUUCUUCAAAAUUCUCCUCUUUUCAAUAUCUUUGCCUGUGCCCAUCUACCCCACAAAUUGUUCGUUUCCAAAAUGCCUGUUUCUUAUUUUUCUUUUUUUUCUAGUUCCCCCAUUUAGCUUGUUGUUGUUAUCACCUGCCUUAUCGAUCUCUCUUCUGAUGAGUUGCCCUCGAUUUGGUUUGCUUGUUAUCUCCCGUUUUUUCUUUAAUUUUUAAGCCCUUUGAAUCCCUUGAUCUUCCACAUACACCCACCAAGACGACCUCUUCUUUACCAAAUAUUUGACACAACAAAAGGUCUCAAUUGUGUCAAGGAUCAACGAACUAGUACUAGGAAACUCAAUUUGUGCCCCUUCCAACCACCACCCCAUUGCGCCCAGGUUUCGUUUUAAUUGGAGUUUGUUGUUAACAAGAUUUGAUAAAGCAUCAUU
Molecule: messenger RNA, 1760 nt
Organism: Caenorhabditis elegans
Lineage: Eukaryota; Metazoa; Nematoda; Chromadorea; Rhabditida; Rhabditidae
Gene: vig-1
Product: Hyaluronan/mRNA-binding protein domain-containing protein
Exons: 5
Coding region: 112-1248 (378 amino acids)
Molecular function (GO): RNA binding
Source: RefSeq, marked reviewed